AUGCUCUACUUCACGGCGGAUGAACUGAUCUGGGAGUGCUACGAGGAUACGGCCUGCGAGUGCGGAUUCCACUGCGAAGGACCUUACAACCCCGUCAGCUCAAAGAUCAACCAUAUCAACAGCGUCCUAGGAGUAUUGCCUCCAUUACAAUUUCCGCGGGGUGAUUAUGUCACCUUCCUUCGACAAAGCGUGGUCCCAAGGCUAAGGAGGCGACGAGAACUGUUGACAACGCAGUCGGAAACGACGUGGAGGCGGCUGGUCCAAUUCUACUCUCAUCUGGACCUCACCAACGAAACCGAUCGGUUACUCGCCAUUGGGGCGUUGGCAGAGCAGACCCAGGCCGUGCGGCGGGACCAGACUUACCUCGCCGGCCUGUGGUCUGCAUCUCUUCCCGGGGACUUGCUAUGGACCACGACCAACCCCAAACCCGGACGUGCAGCAGGCACGUGGACGGCCCCGACGCCAACCGUCGAAGUACUGGAGGCUAGUUGCGAGUACGUUGAUGGAAACGCGUUCGGCAUGGCUACCAGUGGUCGACUUGUCCUCUGCGGCCGCGCCAUCAACAGAUGCUCCCUUCGUGAAGAAAGUGGAUCUUACCGGCCAUCGUUCCACUUGGAGCAUCGCGACUUGAACGCGUGUAUGGAGGUCCGAAUGGACUGUGACGAGCCACCAUUGGCGACAACCGGUACCGCUCCGGAGCAUUGGGGAGAGGUCACCGUGCUACAGGUAGCCGAGACUUGCGAGUUUCCGGCACCCGUGAGUCUCAUACUCGCAGCGGACCCAACGGCUCCGGGUAGUGGUGUAUGUGUUCGCGUUGGGUUGGCCUCGCCCCCUGGAACGAGACUCGAGGACCAGAAGGAGCGCACGAAACUAGGCAGAUGGUUUGGCAGCUGCAGUGAAGUUCAAACCUUUACGAUUAUCUAG
Messenger RNA from Anthostomella pinea, 924 nucleotides. The record is from the annotation of a GenBank genome assembly. NCBI's taxonomy places the organism in Eukaryota, Fungi, Ascomycota, Sordariomycetes, Xylariales, Xylariaceae.